AUGGCUUCGGCAGACUCGGUUGAGACUCAGGAGGGUGUAGCGAUGGCUGAACAGCCAUCGACGGACCUCCAGGUGCAAAAAGCAGAUGCGACAGAGGCAACAGAAACUGCCCUUGCAACGACAGACGGAGCAGACAAGGAGAAGAAGACCAAGAUAAUACGGCGGAAAAGACGACCGGCACGAGUGCAGGUUGAUCCAUCGACUGUGAAAUCGGAACCGCCGCCGCAGACCGGAACCAUCUUCAACAUCUGGUAUAAUAAGUGGUCAGGAGGCGAUCGAGAAGACAAAUACCUCUCCCAACAACCAGCAGAGUCGAGGUGCAAUAUCGCAAAGGACAGCGGAUACACGCGUGCCGAUAAAAUAACAGGAUCCUUCUUUUGCAUAUUCUUUGCUCGGGGGCUCUGUCCAAAGGGACAUGAGUGUGAAUACCUUCACCGCUUACCAGGAAUACAUGACCUUUUCAACCCAAACGUGGACUGUUUUGGCAGAGACAAGUUCAGCGAUUACAGAGAUGACAUGGGAGGCGUGGGUACAUUUAUGAGACAGAAUAGGACUCUAUACGUCGGAAGAAUACACGUUACAGACGAUAUCGAAGAAGUGGUAGCCAGGCAUUUCGCCGAAUGGGGACAAAUCGACAGGAUCCGCGUUCUCAACCAGAGAGGAGUAGCGUUCGUCACAUACACGAAUGAAGCAAAUUCCCAGUUCGCAAAGGAGGCAAUGUCGCAUCAGAGCUUGGAUAAUAAUGAAAUAUUAAACGUUCGCUGGGCGACCGUGGAUCCAAACCCGGCCGCGCAGAAAAGGGAGGCAAGACGAAUUGAAGAGCAGGCUGCGGAAGCUGUGAGGAGAGCUCUACCAGCUGAAUUUGUAGCAGAGCUUGAAGGCAGGGACCCGGAUGCCAAGAAAAGGAAGAGGCUAGAAGCUGGGUUUAAUUUGGAUGGCUAUGAGCCGCCAGAUGAAGUUUGGUAUGCGAGAAGUCGAGAGCUGGAACAGGCCCAAGAUGGCGCAAAAGAGCUUGAACCAGCGGCCCAGCCUGGGUUGAUUGAAGCACCACCUCCCGCACAGCCGGCUGCGGGUAAUGGGAUAUUAUCCGGCUCAACUUUGGCUGCGUUACAGAGCUAUGGAGGCUCUGGUAUUACUACAAAACCGGCUGAAACCAAGAGUUCAGGCGGUCCUUUGGUUGCUUAUGAUAGUGAUGAUGAUAGCGAAUGA
This is a messenger RNA of Trichophyton benhamiae CBS 112371, 1209 nucleotides long. RefSeq lists its product as uncharacterized. The coding region runs from base 1 to 1209 and encodes 402 amino acids. NCBI's taxonomy places the organism in Eukaryota, Fungi, Ascomycota, Eurotiomycetes, Onygenales, Arthrodermataceae. The record is from RefSeq and is a predicted model, not a curated record. Gene Ontology annotation, cellular component: Prp19 complex; U2-type catalytic step 1 spliceosome; U2-type catalytic step 2 spliceosome. Gene Ontology annotation, molecular function: U6 snRNA binding; pre-mRNA binding; metal ion binding. The transcript has a single exon.